CUUAGUGGGUCCUGAUGCCCAAGAGACGGCUCGGAAGUGCCCUAGGAAGUGCCUAUGGGCGGUCCGCCGUCUCUCCCAACACCUCUGAACGCCUUCGUCCUCUGAACCUCUCUGACCAGUUCCAACGAGUACAGCUGGCCUCCUAGAUGUAUGGAACUGUCCCUGGAGCUGUAGCCCUUCACCACCAUCUCUACCUCCUUCCUUCUGAGGGAUCCUGAAACCUCUGUCAUGGAAAAGUACCACGUGUUGGAGAUGAUUGGAGAAGGCUCUUUUGGGAGGGUGUACAAAGGUCGAAGAAAAUACAGUGCUCAGGUGGUGGCCCUGAAGUUCAUUCCAAAAUUGGGACGCUCGGAGAAGGAGCUGAGGAAUCUGCAACGAGAGAUUGAAAUCAUGCGGGGUCUGCGGCAUCCCAACAUUGUGCAUAUGCUUGACAGCUUUGAAACUGACAAAGAGGUGGUGGUGGUGACAGACUAUGCUGAGGGAGAGCUCUUUCAGAUCUUGGAAGAUGACGGAAAACUUCCUGAAGACCAGGUUCAAGCCAUUGCUGCCCAGUUGGUGUCCGCUCUGUACUAUCUGCAUUCCCACCGCAUCCUCCACCGAGACAUGAAACCUCAGAACAUCCUUCUUGCUAAGGGUGGUGGCAUCAAGCUCUGUGACUUUGGAUUUGCCCGGGCGAUGAGCACCAACACGAUGGUGCUGACAUCCAUCAAAGGCACACCACUCUAUAUGUCUCCAGAGCUGGUGGAAGAGCGUCCAUACGACCACACCGCAGACCUCUGGUCUGUGGGCUGCAUACUAUAUGAGCUGGCUGUAGGCACCCCUCCCUUCUACACUACGAGCAUCUUUCAGCUGGUCAGCCUCAUUCUCAAGGACCCUGUGCGCUGGCCGACCACCAUUAGUCCUUGCUUCAAGAGCUUCCUGCAGGGACUGCUCACCAAGGACCCUAGGCAGCGUCUGUCCUGGCCAGACCUCUUACAUCACCCCUUUAUAGCUGGCCGUGUCACCAUAAUAACUGAACCAGGAGGCCCAGAUUUGGGCACUCCAUUCACCAGUCGCCUACCCCCAGAACUUCAGGUCCUAAAGGACCAACAGGUGCAUCAGCUGGCCCCCAAGGGCAAUCGAUCUCGCAUCUUGAGACAGGCCUGUAAGCGCAUGGCUGAGGAGGCCAAGCAGAAGAAACACCAGAACACAGGACCUGCCCUUGAGCAAGAGGAUAGGACCAGCAAGAUGGCUUCUGGCACAGCCCCUCUGCCUAGACUAAGAGCCACUCCUCAGGAACCAGGCCUCUUGGCUGGGAUCUUGGCCUCAGAAAUGAAGAGCAGCUGGGCUGAGUGGGGGGCUGGAGAGGCCCCCCCUGCACCUCGGGAAAACCAGAUCACUCAGGAUUGUGAACGAGUUCUCCCAGAGCUGAGGCCAGAGGUGGUGGGCCAACGGAGCAUUGAUGCGGUGGACCUAGAAAAUGAGGAGCCAGACAGCGACGAUGAGUGGCAGCACCUGCUAGAGACCGCUGAGCCUGUGCCCAUCCAACUGAAGGCCCCUCUCACUCUGCUGUGCAAUCCUGACUUCUGCCAGCGCAUCCAGGGCCAGCUGCAUGAGGCCGGGGGGCAGAUCCUGAAAGGCAUGCUGGAGGGUGCAUCCCGUAUCCUUCCGGCACUCCGAGUCCUGAGCAGUCUUCUGUCUAGCUGCAGUGACUCCAUUCCCUUGUACUCCUUCUGCCGCGAGGUGGGGCUCCCCGGGCUCCUGCUCAGCCUGCUCAGACACAGCCAGGAAUGCAACAGUAUCCAGCAGCAAUGUUGGUAUGGGACCUUCUCACGGGACCUGAUGGCCGUGAUCCAGGCCUACUUUGCCUGUACCUUCAAUCUGGAGAGGAGCCAGACAGGUGACAGCCUGCAGGUGUUUCAGGAGGCUGCCAACCUCUUUCUGGACCUGUUGGGGAAACUGCUGGCCCAACCAGAUGACUCUGAGCAGACCUUGCGGAGGGAUAGCCUUAUGUGCUUUACUGUUCUGUGUGAAGCCAUGGAUGGGAACAGCUGGUCCGUCUCCAAAGCCUUUUACUCCAGCCUGCUGACAACUCAGCGGGCGGUGCUGGACGGGCUGCUCCACAGCUUGACAGUUCCCCAGCUCCCUUUCCACACACCCCCAGGAGCCCCCCAAGUGAGCCAGCCUCUGCGGGAGCAGAGCGAGGAUCUGCCUGGAGCCAUGUCCUCUGCAUUGGCAGCCGUCUGCACUGCUCCGGUGGGGCUGCCCAGCUGCUGGGAAGCCAAGGAGCAGAUCUCUCAGCAUUUGGCCCAUCAGCUCACUGAAGACAGUAACCAACUGAGGCCAUCCCUUAUCUCUGGCUUGCAGCAUCCCAUCCUGUGCCUCCACCUUCUCAAGGUUCUUUACUCCUGCUGCCACGUCAGUGAGCGCCUGUGUCAUCUUCUAGGGCACGAGCCCCUGGCCUUGGAGUCACUGUUGAUGUUGGUCCAGGGCAAGGUAAAGGUAAUGGAUUGGGAAGAGUCUACCGAAGUAGCACUCUACCUCCUCUCCCUUCUUGUCCUCCGGCUGCAAGAUCUGCCUUCUGGAAUGGAGAAGCUGGGCAACGAGAUUGCUACUCUGUUUACCCAUUCACACAUCGUCUCUGUCGUGAGCGCAGCAGCCUGUCUGUUGGGACAACUUGGUCAGCAAGGGGUGACCUUCGACCUCCAGCCUGUGGAGUGGAUUGCAGCAGCCUCACACGCUCUGUCUGCCCCUGCGGAGGUCCGGCUGACCCCGCCAGGUAGCUGUGGAUUCUACGACGGCCUCCUUAUCCUCCUGCUGCACCUCCUCACCCAGCCAGGGAAGGGUAGCCUGAUAAGGGACGUGGUUAGCUCAGAAAUGUGGACCGUUCUGUGGCACCGCUUCUCCAUGGCCCUAAGGCUCCCCGAGGUGGUGUCUCCACAGGAAGAGGAGCCGUCGCUGUCUAGGCCACAAAACCCAGAGCCAGACUGGACGCUGAUCUCACCCCAAGGCGUGGCAGCCCUGCUGAGCCUGGCCAUGGCCACCUUCACCCAGGAGCCCCAGUUAUGCCUGAGCCACCUGUCGCAGCAUGGAAGUAUCCUCAUGUCCACCCUGAAGCAUCUGCUUUCCCCCAGCUUCCUGCAUCAGCUGGGCCGGGCGCCUCACGGGUCUGAGUUUCUCCCGCUCGUGGUGCUGUCUGUCUGCCGGCUCCUCUGCUUCCCCUUCGCCCUGGAUGUGGACGACGACCUCCUCGGAGGUGUCUUGGCUGACUUUGGGGCCUCAGAAGUCGCAGCCCACCUGCUUCAGGUCUGCUGCCACCAUCUUCUGCUGCCUCAAGUUGAGUUGCCUGUCAGUCUCCUCACCCGCCUGGCUCUUAUGGAUCCCACCUCUCUCAACCAGUUUGUGACCGCGGUGGCUGCCUCCCCUAGACCUGUCAUCUCCUUCCUCUCAGUUGCCCUCCUGGGUGACCAGCCACUGCUAACCUCCGACCUUCUCUCCCUGCUGGCCCACACAGCCCGAGUGCUGUCUCCCAGCCACUUGUCCUUUAUCCAAGAACUCCUGGCUGGCUCUGAUGAAUCCUACCGGCCCCUGCGGAGUCUCCUGGGCCACCCAGAGAAUUCUGUGCGGGCCCGCACAUAUGGGCUCCUGGGACACUUGCUGCAACACAGCAUGGCCCUGCGUGGGGCGCUGCAGAGCCAGGCGGGGCUGCUCAGCCUCCUGCUGGUGGGGCUUGGAGACAAGGACCCGGCUGUGCGGCGCAGUGCCACCUUUGCUGUGGGCAACGCAGCCUACCAGGCUGGUCCCCUGGGGCCUGCCUUGGCUGCUGCUGUACCCGGUAUGACCCAGCUGCUUGGAGACCCUCAGGCUGGCAUCCGGCGCAAUGCCGCGUGGGCUCUGGGCAACUUGGGGCCUGAGGGGCUGGGGGCAGAGCUGUUACAAUGCCAAGUACCCCAGCGGCUCCUAGAGAUGGCGUGUGGAGACCCCCAGCUAAAUGUGAAGGAGGCCGCCCUCAUUGCCCUCCGGAGCCUCCGACAGGAGCCCUGCAUCCAUCAGGUGCUGGUGUCCCUGGGGGCCAGUGAGCGAUUAGCCAUGCUCUCUUUGGGGAAUCAGUUACUGGCGCCCAGCAGCCCCCGGCCUGCCUCUGCCAGACACUGCAGGAAGCUCAUUCACCUCCUGAGGCCAACCCACAGCACGUGAUCUCAGAUUCCUGCGGUCCAUCCUCCAGCCUUUGUGGCCCCCUUAUGGCCAACCUCUCCUUUUUCUACUAUAUGAGCCACCAACUCAACCAAGAGCUAAGGAGACUAAAAAAAAGAGAUAAGCUGCAAGUCAACUGAUUUGAGAACUAGAAACUAGAAGAGAUUUAUGUAUAAAGCUCCCUCCUUUCCCCAGAUACUGAUUUCAACCAGUAAACGUCAUUGAUGUUGGUGCCAGAGAAGAUUCCUUCCUUUUCUACAUCGAAGCCUCUUUCUCCGAUCAUGUGCUAAUCCCAAGAACAUGUCUCCUGGACGUCAGGGAGGCAUCUUCUAUCUGAGAGCUCUCUUCCUUUCUGGAGCUCCUAUAAUCCUUCCAGCAGGUUCCUGCCUUAGUGCACUGGCCCCAGGACAGUGAUGAGGACAGAGCCUGUCUCCUCUCUAGGUGAUAAAUGCCAUCAGUCCCUGCUGUGGAUGGUUCUCUGACCCGUAGCCCACAUUCCCAUCCAUGGGUUAGGGUGGAGAGUCUUUUCUUUCUUUUUUUCUUUCUUUCUUUCUUUCCUUUCUCUUCCUUCCUUCCUUCCUUCCUUUUUUCCUUUCCCUCCCUCCCGCCCUCCUGCCUGUCUUCCUUCCUCUUUCUUUCUUUCUCUCUCUCUCUUUCUUUCUUGCCUUCCUACUUUCCUUCUGCUCAUCCUUCCUCUGUUUGUAAACCCUUGUCAUAAAAGGUGUACCUCGCCUUACUUGGAGCUGCCAGGGUAAGAGGUUGGGGGGCUCAGCUCCUCUCUCAGCUGCUGUGUAGUGUUGCAAGCACUCGUGUCCUGUUCACAAAAGAUCCUGUUUGGGAGCUUAUUUAUUCUAUCUCUUUUUGCCUUCCAGCUUCUUCCAUCCCAGAUGAGCUACAUGUGGUCACCUAUUUCCAAGCCAGGGCCAGUGGAGCUGAAAUAGGGAGGGAUAGGAUUAAACAGAGAGGUACAUUGGAUUGCUUUGUGAUCUCAGCCUGACUGACGAGUUUUGAUGUUUGAUGUAGUUCCAAUGUUUGGGAAGCCCAGCUGCUUAAGAAGGGCAACUGUUUAUGGACAUUGUGCAUUUUACCAGAAAGAGAUGUUUGGCAGACCCAUUAGUUAGAGUCGUGAUCCAGCUGGAAACAUACUAGAAAGCUUAAACCUUGCAACAAGCUUCCCAGAGCUCUGAUUUCUCCAUCCGUAAAAUGGGGAGACUACUUUUUGUCCUUCCUAAAUUCCAAUUGUUUUUGAAAUGAAAGAUAAGUAAAGUGUCCUUAAUUUUUUUUAAAGAUUUUAUUUAUUUAUUAGAGAGAGAGAGAGCAUGUGUGUGUGUGCGCGCACGUGAGUCAGGGGAAGAGCAGAGGGAAAGGGAUAAGCAGACUCUGUGCUGAGCGCAGAGCCUGAGCCUGAAACGGGGCUCGAUCUCAUGCCCCUGAGAUCAGAUCAUGACUUGAGCCAAAAUCAAGAGCUGGACACUCAACUGACUGAGCCACCCAGGCGCCCCAUGUGCCCUUAUUUUUAUAAGUAAUUUUAUUUAGCCCUCAUCUUCAUUGUGCAUUGUCUGUGUUUAUAUUUUAGCAAAAAUAACAUUUUUUUUCUAGAGACCACCAUAAUUUCCUCCUAUCCAGAUUAUUUCAGUUCGGUUCACCAUUGAGUCCUUUCUCAGGCACUAGAGAUAAAGCAAUGUGUAUUCGCCAUAGAGUUUCCAUUCUGGGCGGGAAGACGACGAACUUAAUAAAAUAAGUGAAUUCUGCAUAGCAUGUAGAGAGGUGAGAAAAGCUCUGGAGAAAAAUUAAGCACAGAAAGAGGAUGAGGAAUGCUGAGUUGGAUGGUCAGGUUAGGCCUCACUGAGAUGACCUUUGAGCAAAGACUUGAAGGAGAUGAGGCAAUGAGCAGGGCAGCUAUCUGAGGGAAAAUUUGAGGCAGAGACAAUAAUCACUUCAAAGGCCCUGAGACAGAAGCAUACCUGGUGGGCUUGAGGAGCUGUGGGGAAGGCCAGUUUGGAUGCAAGAUGUGAAGAAGGGGGAGAAUAGUAGAGAUGAGGACAGGAAGGUAGUGGGGACCAGAUGUUAUAAGCCUGCAGACCUAGUACUUUGAGUAAAGUAGGCAUCUACUGGAGAGCUUUGACAGAGAAGAGAUGUGAUCUACCUUACGUUCUGGAAGAUUAUUCUUCAUUCUCGUGUUGUGCAUGGACUGUGAGGAGUGGGGGGCGGGGCUGGGAGGCAGGGUGAGUGCUUAGGAGGCUACCGUGGUACCAGUGGGAUGGUGAAAAAUAGAUUUUGAAUAUAUUUUGGACAUGGAGCAAAAAGAUUUUUUAACUGAUUGGAUGUGAACAAAGGAAAGUAGACAAGGAUAACUCCCAGAUUUUUGGCCUAAGCAAUGGGGAGAACGGAAUUGCCGUUAACUAAAAUGAGGAA
Mirounga angustirostris (Northern elephant seal) is the source of this 6588-nucleotide messenger RNA. It is a transcript of the gene STK36, whose product is annotated as serine/threonine kinase 36. Gene Ontology annotation, molecular function: protein kinase activity; ATP binding. The transcript has 27 exons. NCBI's taxonomy places the organism in Eukaryota, Metazoa, Chordata, Mammalia, Carnivora, Phocidae. Gene Ontology annotation, cellular component: cytoplasm. Gene Ontology annotation, biological process: protein phosphorylation. Bases 229 to 4176 code for a protein of 1315 amino acids. The record is from RefSeq and is a predicted model, not a curated record.